AGCAAGUCACACAAAGCUAAAAAAAAUAUAAACUUACUUCAUGUCAUUUAUUUUAUGUAUAUUUCCAUCUCCUUCAUUCCCCCUUUUUUUUUCUUUUUCUUCAUUUCUUUUUCUCUUUAUUUUUUUUUUAUUAUCAAAAUAUUAUGUCUGCUAAACCUAUUAGAGAAUAUGAUGGUAAGCUUUUAUUAGCCUACCAUCUUUUACGUGCACCUCUUGUUGGUCAGCAAGAAGAUAGUACUUCUCUUUUUACCCCGGCUGCUACAAAAUUAGCCCAUAUCAAUGUAGAUACUUCACUUUUAAAUGAUCGUCCUGCUUUUGAAGAUGCAUUGAAGCGUCAACUUGAUAAUCUUGAACAAUCUCAUCCUUGGUUAUUGACUGACAAAUUGGUUGCUAAACCUGACCAACUAAUUAAACGUAGAGGAAAACAUGGCCUUUUAACUCUUAAUAAAGAUUGGUCAGAGGCUCGUAAAUGGAUAGAAGAACGUGCAGGAAAGGAAAUUAAAAUUGAAAGGACGAUUGGUAUUCUUAAAACAUUUUUGGUUGAGCCCUUUACUCCUCACCCGGCUAAUACCGAAUAUUAUAUUUGUAUAAACUCCGUUCGUGAAGGUGAUUAUAUCCUUUUUACUCAUGAGGGUGGUAUUGAUAUCGGUGAUGUUGAUGCUAAAGCUUUAAAGCUUUUGAUCCCUGUUGUUGCCUCUGAGUUUCCUUCAGCUGAAACCAUUAAGAAUACUCUUCUUAAAGAUGUUCCUGAAUUCAAACAGAAUGUACUUGUAGACUUUAUUCGUCGACUUUACGCUGUUUAUGUUGAUCUUCAUUUUACUUAUCUUGAAAUAAACCCUUUGGUUGUUACUGAUCCCGUUGAAGGACAAAAUCCUCAGGUGAUGUAUCUUGAUUUAGCUGCUAAACUUGAUCAAACUGCUGAAUUCGAAGCUGGUCCUAAAUGGGCUAUUGCUAGAGCUCCUCAAAAUAUCGGACUUGCUCCACCUGCUGACUCACAAAAUGUUGAUCACGGCCCUCCUAUGGAAUUCCCGGCCCCUUUCGGUCGUGAAUUGACACGUGAAGAAGCUUACAUUCAAGAAUUAGAUGGAAAGACAGGUGCCUCUCUUAAAUUGACUGUUCUUAACCGUGAUGGUCGUAUUUGGACUAUGGUAGCUGGUGGUGGUGCCUCUGUCGUUUACUCUGAUGCUAUCGCUGCUUUAGGAUAUGCUAAUGAACUUGCUAAUUAUGGUGAAUAUUCGGGUGCUCCUACUGAGACUCAAACUUACGAAUACGCGAAAACCAUUUUGGAUUUAAUGACUCGCGGUGAAGUUAACCCUGAAGGCAAGCUCUUGUUCAUUGGUGGUGGUAUUGCCAACUUUACCAAUGUUGCUACUACCUUUAAGGGUAUUAUUCGUGCUUUGACUGAAUUCAAACAGGCACUUAUCAAUCAUAAGGUUCGUAUCUUUAUUCGUCGUGGUGGUCCUAACUAUCAGGAAGGUCUUCGUGCUAUGCGUCAAUUAGGUGAGACCCUUGGUGUUGAAAUCCAAGUCUUUGGUCCUGAAACUCAUAUCACUGAUAUUGUCCCCUUAGCUUUAGAAGGUAAGGCUGCAAGCCUUCAAACUUCUAACACUAGUGCCUCCUCUGGUAAUUUGUUCCAAGAUCAAAUCUUUGGCUCUGCCAAUAAUUCUGGCACUAACACUCCAAAGCUUACUCUUGCUGAAGAUAAUAAUUCCCCAGCUAAUCCUAAUGACCGUAUGACCUAUUUCGCUGAGCAAGCUCAAGAAGAAACUGCUGAAUGGUAUCGUCCUUUCACUUCCAAGACACGUGCUUUCGUCUAUGGUAUGCAACCCCGUGCUGUACAAGGUAUGCUUGAUUUUGAUUUUAUGUGCAAGCGUGAAACCCCCUCUGUAGCUGCUAUGGUCUAUCCUUUUGGCGGCUCUCAUGUUCAAAAGUUCUAUUGGGGUACAAAGGAAACCUUAAUUCCCGUGUUUACUACCCUUAAGGAUGCUAUCGAAAAGUUCCCAGAAGUUGAUGUUGUCGUUAACUUUGCCUCUUGUCGUUCUGUCUUUGACUCUACUCGUGAGAUCUUUAACUAUUCUAAUCAAAUCAAGACAAUUGCCAUUAUUGCUGAGGGUGUCCCUGAACGCCGUGCUCGUCAAUUAUUACAUGAAGCUGAAGCUCGUAAGGUGCUUGUUAUUGGUCCUGCUACUGUAGGUGGCAUUAAGCCUGGAUGCUUCAAGAUCGGUAACACGGGUGGUAUGAUGGAUAAUAUUGUUUCUUCCAAACUUUAUAGACCCGGAUCUGUCGGUUAUGUUUCCAAAUCUGGUGGUAUGUCGAAUGAGUUGAACAAUAUCAUUUCUCGUACUACGGAUGGUGUCUAUGAGGGAGUUGCGAUUGGUGGUGAUCGUUAUCCAGGCUCUACUUUUAUCGAUCAUUUAUUACGUUAUGAAGCCGAUCCUAAUUGUAAGAUGCUUGUUUUACUUGGUGAAGUGGGUGGUAUUGAGGAAUAUCGUGUUAUUGAAGCUGUCAAGAGUGGAAAGAUCAAGAAACCAAUUGUUGCUUGGUGUAUCGGUACCUGUGCCAAGAUGUUUACUACUGAUGUUCAAUUUGGUCAUGCUGGCUCUAUGGCAAACUCUGACUUGGAAACAGCUGAUGCUAAGAACAAUGCUAUGCGUGCCGCUGGUAUCGUUGUCCCUAAAACCUUUGAAGAGAUGCCUUCAGCCCUUGCUGAUACUUAUUCUAAACUUGUUAAGGAAGGUGUUAUUUAUCCUCAUCCUGAACCUGAAGUUCCCAAAAUUCCUAUCGAUUAUUCUUGGGCUCAAGAACUUGGUUUAGUUCGUAAGCCUGCUAGUUUUGUUUCUACCAUUGUUGAUGAUAGAGGUCAAGAACUUUUAUAUGCAGGUAUGAGAAUUACUGAUGUCUUUAAGGAGGAUAUUGGUAUUGGUGGUGUCCUUUCUCUCUUGUGGUUCAAGCGUAGACUUCCUAACUAUGCAUGCAAAUUUAUUGAAAUGGUUUUGAUGUUGACUGCUGAUCAUGGACCUGCUGUGUCUGGUGCUAUGAAUACAAUUAUUACUACUCGUGCUGGUAAAGACUUAAUUAGUAGUCUUGUCUCAGGUUUGCUUACUAUUGGUGAACGUUUUGGUGGUGCCCUUGAUGGUGCUGCAAAUAAUUUUACUAAAGCCUAUGAUAGCGGUCUUACUCCCCGUGAGUUUGUCACUUCUAUGCGUAAAGCUAAUAAACUAAUUCCUGGUAUUGGUCAUAAAAUUAAGUCUCGCACAAAUCCUGAUAUGCGUGUUGAGUUAGUUAAGGAGUAUGUUAAGAAGAACUUCCCUUGUACACCUAUCCUCGACUAUGCCUUAAAGGUUGAAGAGAUUACGACCAGCAAAAAAGAUAAUUUGAUUUUAAAUGUGGAUGGUUGUAUUGCUGUUUCAUUUGUUGAUCUUUUACGUGAAUCUGGUGCUUUCACACGUGAUGAAGCUGAAGAAUACAUGCGUAUUGGUACAUUGAAUGGCCUCUUUGUUCUUGGUCGUUCUCUUGGUUUUAUUGGUCACCAUUUAGAUCAAAAACGUUUAAAGCAAGGCCUCUACAGACAUCCUUGGGACGAUAUUUCUUAUCUCUUACCUUCUUUAGAUCCUGAAACUUUGGAUCCUCGUCGUGUCAAUGCUCGUGUCAAUGUUCAAUCUAAACAAAAACAGUAAAUUUUACAUCAGUGUGAUAUCUAAAACUUGAAAAAAAAAAAAUAGCAUUUUAAUAUUAUAACAUUUAUCUACAUUUAUUCACUUUUCAAUUUAUUAAUAAAAACACAUACAUACAUAUACAUAUACUACA
Messenger RNA from Cokeromyces recurvatus, 3807 nucleotides. Its product is annotated as citrate synthase-like protein. Lineage: Eukaryota; Fungi; Mucoromycota; Mucoromycetes; Mucorales; Mucoraceae. Gene Ontology annotation, biological process: citrate metabolic process; fatty acid biosynthetic process; acetyl-CoA biosynthetic process. Gene Ontology annotation, molecular function: ATP citrate synthase activity. Gene Ontology annotation, cellular component: cytosol. Bases 144 to 3677 code for a protein of 1177 amino acids. The transcript is spliced from 3 exons. The record is from RefSeq and is a predicted model, not a curated record.